Molecule: messenger RNA, 516 nt
Organism: Aegilops tauschii subsp. strangulata
Lineage: Eukaryota; Viridiplantae; Streptophyta; Magnoliopsida; Poales; Poaceae
Source: RefSeq, a predicted model, not a curated record
AUGGAUUCCGAUUUGGAGUACAUAUACGAGCAUUAUGUUGAGUCGUCUAACGGCUUGUCGGACGAGGAGUACUCUGAUGAGACAUCGAUGAUGCAGGCGGUCCUUGAAGAUGCGGAGCAUACGAAGGAACAUGUUCUCAAUUUCAAGGGCUCGGUCAAGGGUCAUCGAGUGCUCAACCGCAGCAGGUCGCGCGGCCAUUUGACACUGAUGGCCGACUACUUUGCCUUGGAUGCACUCUUCGCCGACCAUUUUCGCCGGCAUUUUCGAAUGCGCAAUACUGUCUUUGAUAGUUUGUACCAUGGCGUCCGGUCCUAUGAUAACUACUUCAUCCCGAAGAAGGACGUCGUGGGAACCAUUGGCUUCUCUGGUUACCAGAAGUGUGCGGUUGCACUAUGGAUGCUUGUACAUGGCACGACCGCUGAUUCAUGGGACGGGUACCUACGGAUGUCUGAGAGCACAUGCGGAGAUGCCAUGGUUAGGUUUGCAACUACCGUGGUCGAGGUGUUCGGACCUUAA